Molecule: messenger RNA, 2895 nt
Organism: Acaulospora morrowiae
Lineage: Eukaryota; Fungi; Glomeromycota; Glomeromycetes; Diversisporales; Acaulosporaceae
Source: the annotation of a GenBank genome assembly
AUGCUGUUGAUGACGAGAGUGGUAGAGUUGAGCAAGCAGUUGACUUCUCAUGCGAAAACUCGAGCUGGUCUCGUGAGGUUUGUUCCGUGGUUCGGUGGCGGAAAGCUAAUAAUGGACAUGGAUGUUAGUGUAGAAAUGGAUGCAAAAUCUAAUGUUGCAAUAGAUAAUGGACAUUUCUUUAAAAAAAACGAUCAGGAAGACAACGAUGUUAAAAUUAGUGAUAAAUUGCUUCGUCGUAAUUCGAAGGAACAUGUAAUUUCUCGAACAACAAAAGAUAAAACGACCAUGUGCAGCACGUUCACCGUGUUCACCACAUCAACGGUGCUACUAGGCAAAAACACCAAUUCCUCCUUCACACCACCAAUCAGUAGCCCAUUUAAAACCUUCGCCACAGCCACCAUCACCGCUACCUUCGUCGUUACCAACACUCCGAUCCCAUCUUUCACGGGAAAUCCCUGCCCCAUCCGUUGCGGUAAAUCUCAAUGUUCCUGCGACGCUGACGCCGAAAAACCUUUUUGUUUUGUCAACGCCUCUGGGUUCACAUGCGACACUCCGUCAACUGUAGGAUGGCACAUCGAUAAUACCGGGCUCAAUUUUAUCAACUCCGAUCUCAAAAGUCUUGAUGAACAGUGCAAUACGUUCGUUCCACCUGUCGACGACAUCGAUCGCCAGAAUUUGAUCGACCUGCUGUCCGUUACUACUUAUGGCAAAGAGAACAAAAAUGUUUCAGGCAUAUGGACCGACCCAUUUGAUUUUCUAGGAGAUUGUAACGAAGGUUUCUUCUGUGACACUGGAAACACCCUUGUUGGGAUGAAUCAAACACAAUCAUUUCAAGGAACAUGCAAGGUGAAGCUUGGAUUGGGUGACGUCUGUGUAAGUGCGAAUCAAUGCAACACACAACGGUGUGUGAAUCGGUCAGAUCUAGGUUCCUCUGUCACCGCCACGGAGACAUUAGUAACCGCCAACAAAAACAUGACCACUUCAACAUUCAUUUGUGCACGACUUAAUGAUAAGGUGUUUCCUGUGGUAGCAACUGAUAUCGCCGGCAAGAAUCGUCCGAUGAACGGCGUGGAAACUGCGUUGCUGAUCAUAGGAAGCGUAUUGAUCGCGUUCUUCAUAUUGUUUGCGGCUUUGAGGAUUCGAAAAAAUGGUGCAUCCAGGAGAUUCUUUGGUUCCGGAAAAGGAUGUAACGAUAACAAUGUUAACGACAUUAAUGGAACCGACGGAACCACGAUUUAUACAAACCGUUCGGAGAAACCGGCCGCCUCGCGUUUCCUGGAGAAAUUCUGCACUGGCUCUAAAGCGAGGAAAAAAACAUCCGACGCCCAGAUUCCCAUGACUGGUGGCGCCGCUAGUGAUAACAGCGGUCUUGCGGGUAACGGCUCCAGUGAUACGUUUACCCGAUGGAACUUUGGCAAAAAUUUUGUGGCCAAACAUUUGUCGGCGCUUAGAAUAAGUUUUAGCGAAAGUCUGGCGAACAGUAUGCGUUUUUCUAUUCGACCUCAUUCUUCGACGAACAAUGGAGACAUGCAAUUUUCUAUCGUUCCAGGUGAUAACAAUAACAGCGCUACGGGCAAUGUUAGACGCACGAGUGCGAAUGACGAGAGAACAAGAUCAUUUUUGACCAAUACCUCAGAAUCACUAUCUGUGCUGCUUCCGCCACCUCCGAGCUUUCAUAGCAUAAAUUCCACAAAGGAAUAUGAUACGAAUGAGACAGGUCAGGGUAACGUGUUUGAUGGUGGAAGUAACGAAAAUGUACAUGAUAAAGAUGAAUUUAAUAAUGACACGUUGAGAUACAGCAGCAUUGGUAUAUAUAGUUCUGGAUACACCAGUGGUGGCGGAUACGAGUAUAACGCUCUCGAUGAACUUCACUCUAACUUCUUCAGUGAUUUCAAUGGUGCUUACUUGUCAACAUCGAAGAACAGAGAAGUGUAUAACUCAUAUCAUAGUGGCAUACGGAGUAGCGGAAUUGGAGGCGUGGACAGUUUUAGCAUACAUUUUCCUGACUCAUCCAUAGAAAAUAAUAGUGAGAAUUCCAUGAAUUCCGGUGGAAGAAAUGCAAAGGGAACCGACGAAAACAGGCAACACAACGAAAGAAGCAAUGAAGAUAAGGAAGUGGAUGACAGAAACAAUAAUAUACGCAUUGGUGACAAUAACAUAAAUCCAGAAAGUGAUGAGCACAACUCGCAAGAUACUCACUAUCGCAUUGAUUUGAAUACUAGUACUGCUGAAGUGGCAAGUUGCAGUUUUCCAAAUUUUAAUCAGUCAAUGUCAAGAAGCACUCUGUUCGAACAUGAAGAAGUUCGUUCUAUUGCGUAUCCCGAAGACCUUGAAAAUGAGGACUAUGUAGCACAAGUAAAGUUAUAUGAGGGAUUGCAAUUGAUAAACGAAUUGUUAAUAGAUGAUGAUUUAAGGCAACAAGAGAUUAAAAAAAAUGAGUUAUUACAACAACAAUUACAAGAGAUAGAACAACAGGAAAUGGAAGCUGAGGAAACGGAGAGGGAGUUGGAGGCCAUUAAACUACCAGAAGAACAAUUAAGAGAGUUGGAGAGAUUAUCAUUAAGGAUACAAAGUGAAAGGUUCGUCCUUGAUAUUGAAGAAGAGUUACCCUCGAAAAAAAAAAUAGCGGAAUCAGUUGAAAGUUCCGGUGUAGAUGAUGUAGAUGAGCUACAGGAAAAAGAAGCUGAGGAGAUGGAGAGUGAAUUGGAGGACACUAAGCUACCAGAAGAACAAUUAAGAGAGUUGGAGAGAUUAUCAUUAAGGAUACAAGGUGAAAGCUUCAUGCUUGAUAUUGAAGAAGAGUUUCCCUCGAAAACAAAAAUAGUGGAAUCAGUUGAAAGCUCCGGUGUAGAUGAUGUAGAUGAGCUACAGGAAAAUUCUCACAUAGAUGCAUAG